Messenger RNA from Ilex paraguariensis (yerba mate), 807 nucleotides. The record is from the annotation of a GenBank genome assembly. NCBI's taxonomy places the organism in Eukaryota, Viridiplantae, Streptophyta, Magnoliopsida, Aquifoliales, Aquifoliaceae.
AUGCUGAUGAUCGCAGCAGCUUCAUCAAUCUCCUUCGGACCUUCGCACUGCCAUUAUUGUCAUGCUGAAGGGGUUGGUUGCUCAACAUCUUAUGGAGUCACUAGCAGGUGGAUCGGAUCUUCUUUUGAUUGUCAAAGAAUUACUGAUCAUUCAGGCAUAAGUUUCAGAUGUGGGAAUCCAUUUUUUGGAGCUACGCGAUCCCAGUGGUUGCAAUUGGGGGAUGAAAUGAGCCUUUCUAAAGUGUUUGUCGCUGCAGAUUAUUCAGAUUCAGUACCUGAUUCAUCUAAUUAUUUAGGCCAUAAUGGGUAUCAUCCUCUUGAGGAAUUGAAAGAUCGCAAAAGAGUUCGUGACAUUAACCUCACCUCUGCUGAAAUAGCACGGACUGCAGUUGAGGCAAACAACAGUGCUUGGUUGAUAUUUCCAAGUAUGGUGCACUGUGAACCACACAGACAAAUCUCAUGGGCUGAGUUUCAAUAUGUUAUUGAUGAGUGGGGAGAUAUAUUUUUUGAAAUUUCUGAUGAUGAAAACAUCUUGCAAGAUCGUGGUGCAAGUAACCCUGUGAAUGCUUUAUUUGGGAUGGAUAUCCCACUAUAUGAGAACAAAUGGAUAUAUGAUGCUGAAUAUGACAUUUCUGAGAGUGGUUUUAGGGAUGAAAUUUCUUUUCGUGAUGAUUACUUUGAGUUGGAGGGUUCUGAAAUUUUCGAUAUCCCAGUUGACUGGGGAAGGCCAGAUACUUCCAGAUCGGUUCAUCCAGUUUAUUUUGGAAAAUGUUUGGCAAAGGUGAUUACUGCUUGGCCUGGUAGCUAA